AUGAAGUACCCCCGCCGGGGUGGUGCAUGCCCUCAUUGGACAUCCCCGAUGAACCUGCGCCUGCUGAUGAUGGCAUGCUGUACAAAUGUGAAUGUUGCCUGGAUGAUGGUUCUGUGUGUGGAGAGACUUUUCCCAGCAAGCAGCAGCUUGUUCAGCACAUGCGUUGGACACGUGGCGGAACACACGGAGAACUCCCACAGUACUUUCGGGCUACCAUCACAAACCAAUGUCCGUGGUGUCGUCAUGUAUUUGCAAACAUUCGCACCGCACGGCAACAUGUACGCGCAUCUUUGCAACGCAAGAGAUGCACCGGUCGUGGUAGUUUCACUGUAUUGGAGCCAGUACUACCAGCUGAUUACAUGUGUCCUGAGUGUGAUUUUACAGCGACUUCACUGGAUCAGCUACAUGAUCAUGUGGUUGCUCACUUUGGUGGCCCUCACGUGGGGCCUGAGUGAUGUCCCCUGUAGCCUUUUGUUGACUCAAACGUUCCAGGGGCCCGCUUGCUUCGCUAGUGUCGUCAUGGAUGGGUGGGACUUGACGAAGCGGGCAGGUGAGGGCAAGCCUCACGCGUCACAGAAACGGCAGGCCAUCGGCACAGAGGCGUUACUGGCAAAGGCCAUGCUUUUGGUGUCGAAGUUAACUCUGAAAGCAGAGCUUGAAGUGCGUGAACUACAGGCUGCGACGUUUCGUACCCUCACCAUCACCGAGAUGUCAGCAUUUGUCACUGAAGCCCGUGCCACUAUGAAAGCCUACACAGCUGCCAGCAAGCAGGCCCGUGACAAUGGUCAGCCUGCUCCGCUUGGUGAGCCUCAUGUUCAUGUUUGGUCAUGCUUCUUGAAGGCCGCAUUGGAUGUGCAGGGCAUGUCGGAAGAGCACGUGCAGCGCAUCAACGAGCAUCGAGCGCAAUCAGCAGAUCCGCAUGCGCUGGCUCAGCUCAUCUUCGUUUGCAAGAUCAAGAAAGCCUAUGAUCGCGGCAUCGUUAAGGUGCACUUGGCGGGGCAUCAGCAGAUUGAUUCGGUCAUUGAUGCUGUUGUCGCGGCCAUGGUACUCAGUGGUGCGAGGGAGCGGCGUGGACAGGCGCCUCAAUCCGGCAUGGCAAGGGAGCUCCAAAGCCUUGUCGAUGAGUUGCAAGAAAUCACAAAGUGA
Messenger RNA from Symbiodinium necroappetens, 1146 nucleotides. The record is from the annotation of a GenBank genome assembly. Lineage: Eukaryota; Dinophyceae; Suessiales; Symbiodiniaceae.